UUUCAGUUUGCUAACAAGAAAGACGUGGUGUGUUUAAAUCAAAAUUUAAUAUAAAAUUUCUAAAAAACAUUUUCUUUAGUGAUCAACAUACAAAAUGGGAGUUUGGCCAGAGGUAACAACUGUAAAAAAUGAGAACAGACAUGAAAUCAAGCUGUCUGGCGCGUCAAUAUCCAAACGAAUAUCCGAGGAAGGUUUAGAUAACAACUUGUUCCAAUUAACCAAUUUAAACCUUCUAAAUAUUAGUGAUACGUGCCUCACGAUUAUUCCCGAUGAUAUCAAUAGGUUAGUUAACCUACAAUCGCUGUUAUUAUUCGGAAACAAACUGCAAGACUUUAACGAAAAUAUAACCUCUCUGCGCAAGUUAAAGGUGCUCGAUUUGUCCAGAAACGAGAUUAAAAGUAUCCCAGACAGCCUGAAUAAGAUGAAAGAAUUGACUAGCAUCAAUUUAAGUUCGAACCAAAUCGAAGCUAUGCCGAAAUUCGUCGAUUUUCCCAACUUAAUUAUAGUUGAUGUGUCUAAUAACAAAUUAACCGAGUUUAUAGACCUGGAAGGCGCUCAUUUGCCUCAUUUGACGGAUCUGAAGCUGAAAGGCAACGCUAUUGAGACAAUCCCUAGCUAUUUACCGCAAAGUUUGCCGUCGCUGAAGAACUAUGAUAUGGGUGAUAACAAAAUCAAAGUUGUACCGGGGGAACUCGCCAAUCUACAAAAACUAAAAGAACUAAACCUCAAAGGCAACAAACUCGCUGACAAGCGUCUCAUGAAACUAGUCGACCAGUGCCGCACCAAGCAAGUCCUAGAUUACGUCAGGGAACACUGCCCGAGGAGUGAUUCUCAAGCCCAGACAAAAGGAAAAGGAAAAAAGGGCGCCAAAAAACAAGAAGACCCACCUAUCGAAGAAGCUGUCUGUGAUCUAUGCCAUUCAAUGAAGAUUCUAUAUGUUGAAGAUAAUAUUCCUAACGUACAAAUCAUAGAGUCUCAAGUUAGCGCUGUCCGUCCGUUCAUAGUGUGUUGUAUCGUUAAUGAUCUGAACUUUACGGAGGCGUCUUUUAAGAAGUUCAUUCAGAUGCAGACGAAGCUGCAUGACACGGUGUGCGAGAAGAGAAACGUUGCUACUAUAGCCACACAUGACUUGAAGAAAAUUGCACCUGGAAACCUAACCUACACAGCGAAGCCACCGAAUGUUCUCAAGCUGGUGCCACUGGGGCGCUCCAAGCCUUUCACCGGUGAACAGCUGUUCCAACAGCUGGUGGCGGAGGCCGACGCCCUCAGGAAGGAGAAGAAAAGAAAUGUCUACUCGGGGAUACAUAAGUAUUUAUACCUACUGGAGGGCAAGCCGAAGUACCCGUGCCUGCAGGACUCCAACGGGCAGGUGAUCAGCUUCCCGCCCAUCACCAACUCGGAAGUCACUAAGAUGUCGCACGAGAGCACGAGUAUGUUCGUGGAGGUGACCUCCCACGCGUCGCUCGGCGCCUGCAAGACUGUCCUCGACAAGUUCCUGCUGGAAACGCUGCUGCUGGGGCAGGCUGGAGACCAGGGCUACCACACGCUGAACGUGCAGCAGGUGAAGAUAGUGGACACAGAAGGCAACCUGAAGAGCGUGUACCCAUCGCGAACGGACUGCGUGUACGAGGACGCGGCAAACGUCAAAGUGUUCCGGCUGCCCAAGAAAUAAGCUGCGGCAAAAUCACACGUUGACUUUUUUAUUCUUUUUUUUUUAUUGAAAGUUUGAAUAAAAAUGUGAUUUGUUCUUUUAUGAAAUGGGGUCCUGAAUGUCGCUUACAAACUCUGCUCUUUUGAUUUUUUUUAAGAAACCUAGCAUUCACAAACAUUUUUUUUGUUAGACACUUAAUUUUUUAAAUCAAGUCUUAGAAUAUCAUCUGAAUAUUAUCUUCUUAUCAUCUUUGGUAAGCGAAGCUCUGGCAUAAGAAUUUAUUAUAAUAUAAUAAGAAAUUUACUUGUUUGUCUUCAUCUUGACUACAUUUAGCUAUAAAAUGAUUAGAUCUAAUUUUCAAAUUCUGAUUUAAAAAGUGGAUGUAUUGUAAGUCCUUUUAAAAGGAUUCCACACAGUAUUUUGUUAUUGUAGAGUGCUAGAGAAUGGAAUGAAUACCUUCCUUGUUUAUACAAAGAAAAUAGUAGCAAAUAGCAGUGUUUAGUAUGCCCAAUUUUUUUUUCUUAUUUGUCAUUUCUUUUCUGAGAGAUGGUGAUUUAUGUUUCUUUUUUUAUUUGUUUUUUAAAUUAUUAUGUUUCUGAGGUGAUUGUCCUCAUUAAACUCGUGUUUAUUGAUUAUAAGUGAAAACAACUGAAAAAAAUUGUUUAUUUCUUUGCAGUUUAAAAUGUACCUGAUGUAUGUACGUAGGUAUAACAUAGAUUCAAGAUUGUUACUCCUAAAUCUUCCCAGUAUUUUUUGAAAAAAACCUACGCUAAAUUAUAUCAAACGCCAUAUUACUGUUAUCAAUUGAAAUAACAAGUGUGCUAGCUUUAAGGUUCUUUCUUAAAAUUCUCUGUGAUGAAACUACCAAUUUCUCGAUGUUAAACAUCUAACGUAAUGUUAUGAAUAAGUGUCAACGCUUGUUUUUGUAAUAAAUAUUUUUUCAUCGUA
Molecule: messenger RNA, 2599 nt
Organism: Cydia fagiglandana
Lineage: Eukaryota; Metazoa; Arthropoda; Insecta; Lepidoptera; Tortricidae
Product: leucine-rich repeat-containing protein 47-like
Exons: 6
Coding region: 95-1672 (525 amino acids)
Biological process (GO): phenylalanyl-tRNA aminoacylation
Molecular function (GO): protein binding; RNA binding; phenylalanine-tRNA ligase activity
Source: RefSeq, a predicted model, not a curated record